This is a messenger RNA of Bipolaris oryzae ATCC 44560, 537 nucleotides long. RefSeq lists its product as uncharacterized. The transcript has a single exon. NCBI's taxonomy places the organism in Eukaryota, Fungi, Ascomycota, Dothideomycetes, Pleosporales, Pleosporaceae. The coding region runs from base 1 to 537 and encodes 178 amino acids. Gene Ontology annotation, cellular component: U2 snRNP; U2-type spliceosomal complex. The record is from RefSeq and is a predicted model, not a curated record. Gene Ontology annotation, molecular function: RNA binding.
AUGAGCGAGCGAGGCGACGUCACGGCGCAAGCUGCCGAAAGAGCAGACACGGGCACGCCGCCGGUUGAUGAUGGUGCCGCGGAUGCGCAGGCUGGCCAAAACAGCAAAAAGCGCAAGAACGGCAAGGAGCCCGAGGCCAACAAGAAGCCCAAGGUGGUUGAGAACAAGGCCAUUUGGAUCUCCAAUCUGCCCCCAGACACGACUGCCAAAGAGAUUGAGGACGAGUUCUCGCGGUUCGGCAUCAUUGACAAGGGCGCCGAUGGCCAGCCACGUAUCAAAAUGUACAUGGACGACGAGACGGGCAAGUUCACGGGCAACGCCAUGGUCGUCUACUUCCGCAAAGAAGCCAUUACCAAUGCCGUCAACAUGAUGGAUGACUACGUCCUCCGCCCAGGCGACUACUCCAACGGCACCAUCCGCGUCGAGCCCGCAAAGAUUGAGCACAAGAAGGAGAGAGACGGCGACAAGAUUGCCUCGAAGCUUACACGCAAGGACAGAAAGGCAUCGGAGCGCAACAGGGCAGAACUGAACCGGUGA